Messenger RNA from Ostreococcus tauri, 1698 nucleotides. Its product is annotated as Translation elongation/initiation factor/Ribosomal, beta-barrel. Gene Ontology annotation, molecular function: GTP binding; translation elongation factor activity; GTPase activity. Bases 1 to 1698 code for a protein of 565 amino acids. The record is from RefSeq and is a predicted model, not a curated record. The transcript has a single exon. Gene Ontology annotation, biological process: selenocysteine incorporation. NCBI's taxonomy places the organism in Eukaryota, Viridiplantae, Chlorophyta, Mamiellophyceae, Mamiellales, Bathycoccaceae.
AUGGCGCCGCGUCCGCGUCUGAACGUCAACGUGGGCGUGCUCGGACACGUUGAUAGCGGGAAAACAUCCCUCGCGCGAGCGAUCAGCGAACACUUCUCCACGGCGUCGCUCGAUCGAGCGCCACAGAGCGCGCAAAGGGGCAUCACGCUCGAUUUGGGCUUUUCAUCCUUUCUCGCCGAUUUCCCCGAUGGGACGGCGCCGGAGACGUUGGAGGCGUACGACGGGGUGCAGUUUACCUUGGUUGAUUGCCCGGGACACGCGAGUUUGAUCAAGACGGUGCUGGGGGGGGCGAGCAUCAUCGAUUUGAUGAUCUUAGUCGUGGACGCGAACAAGGGCGUGCAGACGCAGACGGCGGAGUGUCUCGUCGUGGGCGAGAUCACGACGGAUCGAUUAGUGGUGGCGAUCAAUAAGAUCGAUGCGUUCGAGGAGAGCGUGCGAGACGAAAAGGUGGGGAAGCUCACGGCGAAGCUUGCGAAUGUGUUCAGUAAGACGAAGUUUAAGGGGUGUGCAAUGCUGCCGGUGAGCGCUAGGCCGGGCGGGGCGGAUUCGCAGGCGUUAAACGAUGGCGGACCCGCGCCGAUUGGGAUUGAAGCGCUGAAAGCGACGCUCAUGGAUGUUAUACCGGAGGUGAAACGCAAGCGCGACGGCGGUGGGGCGUUUUUGUUCGCCGUCGAUCACUGUUUUCCGGUGAAGGGUCAGGGCACGGUGCUCACGGGGACAACGCUUCGAGGCGGGAUCAAGGUUGGGGACACGAUCGAGAUACCGCACCUGAGGUUGGAGAAGAAGAUCAAAUCAAUGCAAAUGUUUAAACGCCCAGUGGAAUCGUGCGCAAGAGGAGAUAGGCUCGGAAUAUGCGUCGCCGGUCUCGAUGCGGAUGUUCUCGAGCGCGGCCUGGUGUGCGAGCCAGGCUCGGUGCCGACAUUCAACGCCGCCGUCGUAAGCGCGAAUAAGAUUCGAUUUUUCAAGAGCGCGAUCAAGUGCGGAUCCAAGUUCCACGUCACGAUCGGGCACACGACGGUGAUGGCGACGGUGACGUUUUUCGGUGACGCUCCGAAGGAUGGACAAGACGCCAUGGCGGACGCCAUGGCGAGCAUAUCCUUGGGAGAGAGCAAGUUCGACAAGUCCAAGGAGUACAAGUAUUGCGCGGAGCUCUUGUCGGAGGUCGAGGCAAAAGAAGCGAGCGAAUACGCCGGGGGGAUCAAUAACGUCUACGACGCGCCGGCGUUCGCGAGGUACGCGCUCUUGGAGUUUGAGCAACCGAUCACCGUACCCACGGAUGAACUGUACAUUGCCUCUCGCUUCGACACCGACAUUCACGCGAACACGUGCCGACUGGCGUUCCACGGCAAACUCCUUCAACACAUGAACACCGAGAAGGACCCAAACGCAUUUCGAGCUCUUCGCGUAUUCAAGAUGAAGUCCAGGGAGGGUUCCAUUGAGCGCGUUCAGGACGCGCGCACUGUCAUCGGCAAGGGAAUGUUUAAAAAGGAAUCAGAUCUGACAUCUUUCAUAGGAAUGAAGGUGUGGACGUCAAACAACGAGUGUGGUGUCAUCGAGGGUGGAUUUGGAAAGAGCGGUAAGUACAAGGUGUACUUCUCGAACGGCAUCAAGGGUGAGGGCGACGGCAAGCUCGUGCUGCGCUUUAAGAAGUACGUCUUCGAACGAGACGCUCCGAAGAUGCAGCAGAUCGGUCUUUAG